AUCGCCUUCAGUACUAGACGCGUCGUUAAUUAAAUUACUAACAUGUUUCAAAGAUAUUGCGUUGUUUUCAUAGUUAUUGUUUCCAAUUAUGUCGAAGCUGUGAUGGAUUUUGCCAAUUUGACAAACAGUGCUAAUUCUAAAGUUCUCAUCAAAAAUAAUGACAAGGGCAGCCUGGUUUUUGUGUUCGACACAACUGGUUCUAUGUACAACGAUUUGAGGCAGUUGCGGGAAAGUGCCGAAAUGAUACUGAAUACAGCUUUGGAGGAGAGCAAUAUCAUCGAGGAUUUUGUUUUUGUGCCUUUUCAUGAUCCAGGUGUCGGCCCACCGACAGUGACUCGGCACAAGACCGUGUUCAAAUCCGCCCUGAACAUCGUCCGAGUGUAUGGCGGGGGAGACUGCCCGGAAAAGUCUCUAUCCGGCAUCAACAUGGCGCUAGAAGUGAGCCGGCCAAGAUCCUUCGUUUACGUGUUUACUGAUGCCACAGCCGGAGAUCAUAGACUGGUGGGGAAAGUGCUGGAUAUGGUGCAAAGGAAGCAGAGUCAGGUGGUGUUUGUGUUGACUGGUCACUGCAACGACCUUGAUAAGCCUAGCUAUCUAGUAUACGAACAAAUAGCAGCAGCCAGUUCUGGACAAGUGUUUAACUUAAACAAAACUAAUGUUUACAAGGUUUUGGAAAUGGUAAGGACAACGAUCAGAGGUAGAAAUGUAAAUCUGGCAUCGCGUGUUCUACCAGCGGGAUACAACUACACUCAAGGGAUUCCUGUGGACAGUACAGUGGGUGAAGUGACGGUAUCUGUCUCUGGAUCUAAACCCCAAAUCAAAGUGAUCGAUCCUAAAGGAGAGGAACUAAAAGGGCCCCCUAAACUAAUCACUACUCUGGAUCUUUCCGAGAUUAUGGUAGUGAAAGUCCUGCAGCCAGAGCCGGGAAACUGGAGUAUAACAGUGGGCAGCGAUAGAGAGCAUUCCGUGAAAGUGGUGGGAUUAUCCAAUCUCACCUUCACUCAUGGAUUCUCUGUGAACAAACCCGCUACCAUCAUGGAAACUAGCCAUAGACCUCUUAAGGGCACAUACAACUACAUGAUGAUUUCCCUUAGCGAAACAACCGCUCCCGUGAACUUAGAAUAUGCAGAGAUAUUAAGCCUCACAGGGCAAACAUUGUUCGAGUUACCUCUAAAGGAAGUGGAUAAAACCAAUAAAAUAUAUUUGGCUAAGGCGUUCAUACCGCCAGAUGAUUUCUUCUAUGUAGCGAUAAACGGACGUGUUGAUGAUCAAGAUUUGAGACGUGUGGGUGCUACUGCGGUGCAAGCAAAACUACCAGAUGUUCCAUACUUGACGACACCUCAUAAAUUAUCGGGCCGUAUUCAAGGGCGCGUGUCGCUUCGGUGCGACGUGGAGAGUCUGGUGCCCGUCUCCGUUGUAUGGACACGCGGAUCCGCCAGACUUCAACCGCAGAUCUCUAGCCUACAAAGCACAUCCAUAGAGUACGUGAUAGAACACAUGCGCGAAGAGGACGAGGGAGCAUAUCGGUGCGUGGCACACAACACUGCGGGAGUUAGCUCGGCGGAUACUGAUCUGCAACUGAUAGUCGAACCUCCAUCUAUAACAAUUCGUCCCGAAGACGCGAAGGUAUUGUACGGCGAUCCGCUCACGGUGACCUGUGUGGUCACCAGCGAAGUAAUUCCAGACAGAUUGCAGAUCAUAUUCAAAGGCACUCACCAUUUUGACGACGAUGUUCUAGAUGUAUACGUAACGCCUAAACAAGAUGGGCUAUACAAAUUCAACAAGACAAUAACACAAGUUACCGAGGAUGCGAGCGGAGUUUACACGUGUGUAGCUGUUAAUAAAGCUGGACGAACGACAAAGGCAAUGAAAGUCAACGUUCAAACACAGCCUUUGGUACAAAUUCUCGGCCCGCAUAGUAUCAAAAAGCAAAUAUAUACGGACAUGCAACUCGUUUGCCACGUGGAAAACGCUGAUAGAGUCCAAUGGAUUGCUCCAAACAAUACUGUUGCGAAGGAACUUUUGGUUAAUACAUCAUACGAUGGAAUUUAUAACGUAAAUAAUAUUACACAAGGUGGAAAUUGGACUUGCGUCGGAUCGAGGGGACCUUAUAAAGCGAAUGACGCGAUUGUAAUAGACAUUCUGAUAAAGCCGACAGUCUUGGUAGAAGGGAACAAAAAUAUAACUAUAUUGAAUGGCACCAGUGUCGAUGUGACUUGCUUGGUGACCGCCAGACCCGCGCCGCGCAUCAUAUGGCACAGAGAGACUGAGAACUUUCUAGAUCACUCUGUAACUUCACUGAAUAACGACAGUUACCGCAGCGUUUUGACGUUAGACAGCUCCAAGGAAAUCGUGAAUGCAACCUACUUCUGUAUCGGUGAGAAUUCAGAAGGUAUCGCAGAAGACAGCCUCGUUGUCAAUGUUAGGAGGAAAAUGACUCUGGUCAAUGGAUUUAAAGAUAAAUCGGUGGAGCUUUACUCCCAAGUGGAGCUGAAUUGCCACGUGGAUUGCUAUCCCCGACCAAUUAUCAAAUGGUACCACAACGGCACCGAACUCACGCCCUCACACAACGUACAGAUGUCCGACAACCACUCCACACUGUACCUGAUGAUGGUGGAUUUCGAUAACCUUGGCAUUUAUAAAUGCGAAGCCGAUAAUGGCUAUGAGACCAUUCGUGUCAACGGAACAUUGGCUGUAUUCGGAUUGGAGCCGCCAGUUUUGUCCAAAGAGGCAACGAGAGUCACGCCUCUCAUGGGAACGUCCACAAAACUAACAUAGUGCUGAAAGGCAAGCCAGAACCGUCUCUGACUUGGAAAUACAGGAACGUAUCCUCGGUAGAUUUUCACGAUGAGCUACCAUUCGGAGUAAUAUUAAACGACGACGGUUCUGAGUUAUCGAUACCCAGAGUGGAUCUCAAACAUGGUGGUGUAUACCGAUGUGUUGCAGAGAAUGUUUUGAAUACAGACUCGCAUGACGUGGAACUAGUUGUUCAAUAUCCACCUCAAGUGCUAGGGUCGGAUAUCGAGUCCGCGCAUCAAGUCGGUCCCAUAGAGAAAAUGAAAGGGGAGAAGAUUCGAUUCUCGUGCAAGACCGCGGGAAUGCCCCCGCCUAUGGUCGUGUGGACUAAAGAGCAACGCCCCCUAGCGUAUACCAGUAACAUAUAUCUCACAGACGGCAAUGAUUUGGUGAUAGAUAAAGUGAGCGUAUAUGAUUCCGGACUUUAUACGUGCAGCGCGAUCAGUCCUUUGGGCUCUUCACAGAAGAACUUUACUUUGUUCGUUUAUGUAUCCCCGAGUAUAUUUCCGACUGACAUCGAACCUGAACUCCAAGUGGUAGAAGGGCAGCUAGUACAUUUGCCCUGUUCUGUAUCUGGCACUCCCAGUCCUACCGUAGUAUGGAGACGGGACGACCUCCCUGUAUCCGGUAGGAAACAUAUCGAUGAAACUGGUAUGAGAUUCGUUGCUAAUUUAACAGAUUUUGGAAAUUAUACGUGUUUCACUGAAAAUGAUUAUGGAAAUGCAUCAGUUUCAUACUAUUUAUACGUGUGGGUGGCCCCAUCUGUUCUUCCUUUGGAAGCGUCUAUAACAGCUCUUAUUGGAACAAACGUGACAUUACAAUGCGACGCUGUUGGUUUCCCGAUACCGACGGUCUCAUGGGAAUUUAAACAGACAACUUUAGUGGCGAAUAACACAAAUAUAAGUUUUAACGAAGUUGGUAACUUAUAUAUAAGCAAUGUCAGCGCUCACGAUGAGGGGUCAUACGAUUGCAUAGCAGCCAAUGAGGCAGGAGAGGACAGGAAAACCGUUCGUUUGAAUGUUUACGAACCACCAAAGAUUACAGAACCAGCUGAUGGGAGUUUCGUAGCUACAAACAUGGAUAUGGAACUGGUGAUUGCUUGCAAGGCAACCGGUCGACCUAAACCGUACAUAGCUUGGACAAAAGAUGACUACUAUUUGGACAAUGAUGCAAAUUUCGCUGUGGAGUAUGAUGGCACACUUACUAUUAAAGCGCCAUCUGAAGAGCUGAGCGGUGUUUACACGUGUGUCGCCAAAAAUAUCGCCGGAGAAGCCAACAAGACAGUACCGGUUGAGAUAUAUUCUGUACCAACUCUACCGCAGUCAGAAGAGUCGCACACUAAAGUGGUGGUCGUAGAAGGAACCAACGCUACUGUGGAGUGCCCGCUGCGUGCGUCGCGCAACGACGUUGUCAAAUGGUAUAAGGACGCAAAACUGGUAUCUUCAGGCACCCUUCAAAUAACCAACGUUUCCCGGCAUAACACAUCAGAGUACGUUUGUGUAAUUAAUAACGUAGCAGGUUCUGCCAUCGCUAAAGUCUUAGUAGAAGUACAAUGGCCUCCAAGUCUCGAGAAACAUAUAAAUAAUACGAUAGAUGUAGAAGUCAUCAAAGGAAACGAUUGGUACUUCAAUUGUGCAGCGGAUGCUUUGCCAAGAGCUAAGACUAAAUGGUUUUUCAACAAUCAACCGAUGGUGUUCGAAGAUCGAGAUCGCUUGAGGAUUCUAAACGUGGAUAAGAAACACGCCGGCCUGUAUCGGUGCCUCGUCACCAAUCCCCAUGGGACUGUCUCCAAUACGUACAAUUUAAAAGUACUGGUUCCUCCUUACAUAUCGGAAUUCGACUUUCUCGAAGUACAGCUGAAGGAAAAUUCUGAUGCCACCUUAGAAUGCAACGCUAAAGGGUACCCUAUUCCUGAUAUCAAGUGGACUUUUAACAACUCCAACUGGAAAACAGAGGGUUCCACUCUUAUAUCCCACAAUAUAUCUAAUGAUUUCGGUGGAAUAUUUCGCUGUACCGCUUCCAAUAAUGCCGGUACUUCUGUUCUCACUUAUAAAGUGACCGUAGUUUCUGCUGCAAAAGUAAAUGAAAUAGUCGUUUACACCCAGGGAGUGGGUGAGACUGUUCUUACUCGGGCUGAUGUUAAGCAAGGUACCCGUGUCAGAAUCUCGUGUAAAGCGUUAGGCCAACCUGUACCCAAAAUACAGUGGAUUAAGAGUGGAAAUGUCUUGAGCGAGAACAAAUCCAACAUAAGUUACGCGGAUUUUGUGUUAGAAGACAUUCGAACCAUACAUUCUGGGAUAUAUUCUUGCGUUGUGCUAAACGAAGGCGGUAUGGAUGAAAAGAAAUUCAGGCUGGAAGUCUUGGAACCACCAAAAAUAUUCAACACGCUUUUCGAGACCGUUAAUCCUUCUAACGACGUAGUUAACUUAGAAGUUCUAUCGGGACAAUCUUUUUCGAUGCACUGCCAUCCGUACGGUAACCCAAUACCAGAAGUGUAUUGGUUCAAGGACGGUCUUCCACUAAGAUUGUUCGACGACAGUAUGGUCUCUACGGACUUUGGUGAGGUGAUCGUGGCAAAUAAAGCUCGUUACGAACAAUCUGGAAAUUAUACAUGUGUCGCCAGGAAUAGCGUUGGGAACGCCAGUUUUGUAUAUCUCGUUGAUGUUUUGGUUCCUCCACCGAUCCCUAAAGACAGUGUAAGAGUUACUACGACUAGAAUAGGCCACGUACUGAACCUGACUUGUCCGGUGGAGGGCAGCCCUGCGCCCGUCGUCACGUGGCUGCGACAACCCUACGAAGAGAUCGGUCAGAAUACGCCGAGAGUUGAACUACUCAAUGACAACGUCACGUUGCUCAUUAACAACACCGCAGUCUCGGACAGCGGUAAGUAUUCCUGCGUGAUGACCAACAAAGUAGGCACCACCGAGAUAGUAUUCGACGUCACUAUCGAGAUGGCGCCGUCCAUCGCCGGCAACGUAGGCAAAGAUAUAGCAGAGAACCACGUGGUGCCUUUGAUGAGGAGCGUUGUACUGAAAUGCGAGGUCAAAGGACACCCCGCGCCUUCGAUCACUUGGUUGAAGGACACGCAACGCAUCCCGAACGACUCGUCCAACAUCCAGUACGUAUUAGGCAGCAGUUUGCUCGGCGUAUGGAGAGUGACGAGCGAAGCCGCGGGGCAAUACGUGUGUGUGGCCCAGAACAAUGCCGGUGCUGCCCAUCGCCGGUACAACGUCGCCGUGCAAGUGCCGGGUAAAUGGAGCACUUGGUCCUCGUGGAGCUUCUGCAACACCACGUGUGGGCCGGGAUACCAGCAUCGCAGUCGUAUCUGCCAGUACAUCGAUGACGAUAACGUUACUUACGACAAAACAACUCAAUCGCAAAAAGUCAUUUUGGACAUGUCGGAAUGCAAAGGUUCUGAAGUUGAUAAACGCAGAUGCAACAUGCCACCGUGCGAGGAACCGGUUGUAGCUCGAUGGUCAACGUGGUCACCAUGGUCUAGUUGUUCGGCGUCGUGUGGCAGCGGAACACAGGCCAGAACCCGGAAAUGUAUGACCACGCGACCCUGCUACGGGACCAAUGUACAGAUAAGGAAGUGUCCUAAAUUACCCAAAUGCGAAGGCAACGCUGAGAAACGUGACAUAGAAGCUUCUAGCAUUGAGGAGACCACAGACACGGAUCCGUACAUGCCUGCAGAAGUGUAUGAAAUGCAGCCAGAAGUAAUAAGCAUGCAUAGAAACAAGAUCCUCGAUGUCGAAGAAUUCGGAACUAAGCCAGCUAUUCCGUCUGCAGUAUUCUACGAUGUGAACGUAAACAAUAACUUAGACUUCAGCGAUCCGGGCCCCUGUAAUCCGGGAUUCACGCACAAUGGAAUCACCAACACUUGCGAUGACAUAGACGAAUGCGGCAUAGAGUACAACCAGUGUCACGUGAGUCAAAUGUGUGCCAACACUCUGGGCGGGUAUAGAUGUGGCUGUGCUCACGGAUACGCGUCCCUGGGGGCUGGACAACGGUGUCUGGAUGUGAACGAGUGCGAGCAAGAGGUUGACGGGUGCGAAUUCGCGUGCGUUAACGUUGCGGGCGGUUACGUGUGCGCGUGCCCCAGGCAUCUGCGAUUACAUAUAGACAAACACCAUUGUGUUUCUCCUUCAGAAUACCGUCUACCAAUGUUCGAGGACCUCGAUACAGGAGAUUAUCUCAGUGCCACGAUUGACUUAUCAACCAAUAAUAGAAAGGGGCGGGGUUAAGUUGAAGAUAAACUAAUUUUGUUAGUAUGUUAUAAAGAUGUAAUAAUCAACUGUUUUAUUUAGAUGUAAAUAUAUUUUUCCUGAAUG
Chilo suppressalis (striped riceborer) is the source of this 7127-nucleotide messenger RNA. NCBI's taxonomy places the organism in Eukaryota, Metazoa, Arthropoda, Insecta, Lepidoptera, Crambidae. The record is from the annotation of a GenBank genome assembly.